AUUUCCUGAGGAAACCGCGCCUCAUACCCCAUACCCGACCAGAAUCCAGGCCCAGCGCUCAGACAGAGUCCUGCAUACAACUGUUGUUCCUCAGGAGCUCCAAACAAGUUCUAGAAAUGUCCAUCCCGACUCACCGCCAGUGCAGAGUGGAGAUUCAGAACAAGACGUCCAGCUUCACGCUGUGCGAUCCGCUCGUUUAUUUCUUCAGCGGGAACUGUGACUGUCCUCUGCCUCCAACUCUCCGUCCGUCUGAAACCGGCACCGCGCUCUUCGUCAAGACGCCCCACACGGCCUGCGGCUCGGUGGCCGUCUUCACCUACGACAUCUUCCAGGAGUCGACCAAGCAGAAACACGGCCGGCUGGCCAUCAUGUCCUCCGUCCCCUACGACUUCAACCUCUACUCCAACUGGUAUGCCGUGGGAGCCUUCAGCAAGGACAAACUCUGCGAUGAGGUGCUCUACAAGGAGAUGUACUACGCUUCGCCGCAAGGUUUUGUCCGAGGGGAAGCCAAAGGGCCCAGUCUGAUCCACAGAGUGGGUCAUGUGACCGUCAGGGCCAGCAUGUCCGACAGCUACCAGUCCACCCUGAAGGUGGAUCUCUGUGACUACUGAGACCGGCUGCUUCCUUCUGUCCAGUUCAUCCAGUUUACCCUGCAUGUGCAACACUACUGCUGCUGCUGCUUCUUCUUCUUCUUCUUUCUCAACAUAAUCAUCAUUAGCUGCAUCUAUACCAGGUAUGCUGGGUUCCCAGCUUAAACAAAGUAAACCAGUUACCCUGCAAGAUAUCCGUCCACUCUUCCCAGUUGAAAAGGGAAGAGUGGAUAGUCAUGAUUAAGCUAAGCAUGACUAAGCAUUCUAAUCAUAGCAUGCUUAAUCAUAGCAUGUUCAUAGCAUGCUAUGAACUUAAUCAGAGUUUGACCCAGUAUCGCCACAUCAACCCUGAUAUUUUCUGAUCAAUGAUGAGUCGUCUACAAAACCUGGACGUUCAGCAUUUCUAAAUUGGAUAGGAAAACUCUGAAUGUUCCUCUGAAUCUUUAAAACACCACAGAAUCUCCAGCUGAUCCAGCAGCCAAGUGAAAACAUUCCUAAAAACUCAAAACUACUAAAAGAGAGACUUGGAAUAGAUUCCUGCUGAUUUGAACAUCAGCUAAAAUGUGGAUAGAAUUUAAUCACAACUGACUAAUAAAAAUGAGUUGGAUGAAAUGUGA
Xiphophorus maculatus (southern platyfish) is the source of this 1207-nucleotide messenger RNA. RefSeq names its product DELTA-actitoxin-Aas1a-like. Bases 117 to 611 code for a protein of 164 amino acids. Gene Ontology annotation, biological process: pore complex assembly; cytolysis in another organism; monoatomic cation transport. Gene Ontology annotation, cellular component: pore complex. The record is from RefSeq and is a predicted model, not a curated record. Lineage: Eukaryota; Metazoa; Chordata; Actinopteri; Cyprinodontiformes; Poeciliidae. The transcript is spliced from 3 exons. Gene Ontology annotation, molecular function: channel activity.